CCAUAGUCACGGAUAUUCAUUCAGACAAGCACGAUGUUCACUUUGGUUCUGUUAGCUCUGGUAGCUCAAGCUUUUGCUGGGGAGUACAUCGACGCGAGAUGUCCAGUUGUGCGUCCGGUCGACAAUUUUAACUACGCCUCCUUCUCAAACGGAUAUGGUAUGAAGUAGGCAGGUAUGACAACAGAAAAGAAAAGGGUACCGAGUGCAGUUACUCAAUAUACCCCGAUGGGUGAUCGCUUUAAGAUAGAGAAUAUUGGAUUGAGACACAACAAAAAAUACGAAAUUGAUGGAUAUGGAAGACUCGCUCCGGACGCUGGUAGCACAGGAAAACUCAUCUUCACACUGCCAUAUGGAAAGAACGGUCAGAAUACCGAUAACAUUUUGAAUAUCAUGUCCACCGACAACGCAAACUACGCUGUGCUCUACCACUGCAACUAUAAUGAAGAGACCAAGACUAAACAAGAACUCUCCUGGAUCGUGUCAAGAACAAAGACCUUGAGGUCUGACUUCAAAGCUUUAAUUGACAGAUAUUUACUGGAAUCAAAGGUGUUAGACCUCAGCAAGUACAUUUUCCCUGACUUCUCUGAUAAUGUGUGUCGUAUUGACUUCUAAACUUGAAGUGAGUUUUGAAGAUAUCAGACAUCUGGUUCAUCGUCACUUCCUUUCUGUCAGUAUAUUAUACUUAGAUAGAGUUCAAUGAACUGCACUUUGAUGUAAACUAUUUAACAGUUUCGUCCACAAAACUUUUUCUAAUGUCUUUUUUUAAAUAUAUAUAUUUUUUUA
This is a messenger RNA of Danaus plexippus (monarch butterfly), 783 nucleotides long. RefSeq names its product bilin-binding protein-like. The record is from RefSeq and is a predicted model, not a curated record. The coding region runs from base 175 to 612 and encodes 145 amino acids. NCBI's taxonomy places the organism in Eukaryota, Metazoa, Arthropoda, Insecta, Lepidoptera, Nymphalidae. The transcript is spliced from 4 exons. Gene Ontology annotation, molecular function: pigment binding.